This is a messenger RNA of Epithele typhae, 2133 nucleotides long. RefSeq names its product SelR domain-containing protein. Gene Ontology annotation, molecular function: peptide-methionine (R)-S-oxide reductase activity. The coding region runs from base 1 to 2133 and encodes 710 amino acids. The transcript has 15 exons. NCBI's taxonomy places the organism in Eukaryota, Fungi, Basidiomycota, Agaricomycetes, Polyporales, Epitheliaceae. The record is from RefSeq and is a predicted model, not a curated record. Gene Ontology annotation, biological process: response to oxidative stress; protein repair.
AUGGCCGCAACAUACGGAAACCAUUCCACUACGGACGAUGUUCUCGCUCUCCUCCCAAAUAGCCAGGAGUUCCUUCUCAGCCGCCCAUACACCGAUGUCGAGUCCCGGGGUGUUCUGGUUCUCGUGAUUGUAUCAUCCCUCUCUGCGACCGCAGUCGCCGGCCUACUGGCAGCCAUAGCAAUUUCUGCAUGGAACACUCGCAAGUCCUCCUCCUCUCACCUGUUCGUGAGAAGUCACGUCGCUGCGUACUUCAUCUCUCUUCUCCUCUGCGAAGUUGCACAGACCGUGGGCUCGAUCAUGAGCAUCCGUUGGGUCACGCUCCAUGCAGUGUCAUAUGAGCCCUACUGCACCGUGCAAGGCGUCGUGAAACACAUUGCCGACGUUGGAACGGCAUUCUGGUCAUUCAUCAUCGCGUUGAACACGUUCUGGAUCCUGUUUUUGCAGUGGAAGCUCAAACGUCACGUUCUCAUCGUAGCCAUGCUUGGUACAUGGGCUGCUAUUGGCGCUAUUGUUACAACAGGCCCAGGCGCACUCCAGAGGUCUGAGACAGGUCCCUUUUAUGCCAUCUCAGGCUAUUGGUGCUGGAUAGCAGACGGGUAUCCCACUUCACGUAUCACGCUUGACUACAUGUUUAUGUUCCUAUCCUCGGUACUCUGCUUCAUCAUGUACAUCCUUGUCUUCCUGAAGCUUCGCGGCAACGUAGUUGUGAAUGGCUGGCGCAUCAGGGUCAGGCUUCAAUCUCGUGAUGAGGCCGACAGUAUCAAGUACACGGACACCCACGUUAUCAACAUAGCCAAAGGGAUGCUCAUGUACCCAGUCGCAUACACGAUCCUGCUGCUCCCGAUCGCCGUCUGUCGGUUUGCGGAAUGGAGCGGUCACGAAGUACCUUUCUCUGCAACGAUCGCCAGCGAUGCUAUCUUCUUGCUGUCUGGAUUUGUCAACGUUAUCCUGUUCAUCACCACCCGUCGCGUUCUGCCCAUUCACAGCGUGGUUCCACGUCGCUUCAGUCGAAUUUUCCGUGGGUCCCUCAUGGUCAAACCCCGGUCAAGCACAUACGCCACUAGCUCGGGCACCUAUCCUGCUUCAGUCACUUCAGACAUGGACCCUGAGAAAUCGGCCGGCACGAUCAUUUCGUACAACGACGCAGUAACGCGCCCUGACGCGCCCUUGGCUGCUCUCGCAAGCGCAGCACCCACGCCCUACACCUAUUCUUAUCCCUCCGCGAAUGUUGUACACCCCUACUCUGCGACAAGUCCAUCAUUCACAGUCGGUUCUGCGCGAUCGGAGAAGUACGACGAUGUCUCGCUCAAUAGCGCGCCUGCGCGUCCUGGAGCUGUUCCGGCGCCAUACCGCGGAGCUCGCGAAGACCUCGACCAUGCCCCUCUGGAUCACGGGUUCGCCGCCGAGGACAACUCCGACGCUGAAUCUUUCACUACCACCCGAGAGCGCUCCGCCUACCGAGCCUCCGCACAGACUCUCGGCACACAGCUGGACAGCAUUCACUCCGAAAUCGACUCGACGAUAGACAUUCUGUCUACCUGCCCCGCCUUCCUGAACAUCUCCGCAACCCCCGCGCCCUCUGCACGUCGUUCCCUUCACACCUCCGCCCCAGCCAUGUCUGACCCCAGCAAGAGCAAGUCCGAGAGCGAGUGGCGCGCGGUGCUCACUCCCCAGCAGGUGAGCCUCCCGCGCCCUCACGGCGUGGCGAUCCGCGGCGCUGAUCACGCCGUCCCGUCUCCCCGCUGCCGCCUGUCUCCGCGCCCCCGCGCAUGCGCGCGCGAGCAGUUCCGCAUCCUGCGCGAGAAGGGAACCGAGCCCGCGGGGACGGGCGAGUACGACAAGCACUACGAGGAGGGCGUGUACGCGUGCGCGGGCUGCAACGCGCCGCUCUACAAGAGCGCGACCAAGUUCAAGAGCGGCUGCGGCUGGCCGGCGUUCUUCGAUGCCAUUCCGGGCGCGGUGAACCGCCACGAGGACCAGUCGUUGUUCGUGACGCGCACGGAGAUCACCUGCGCGGCGUGCGGAGGGCACUUGGGGCACGUCUUCAAGGGAGAGGGUUUCAAGACCCCAGUGACCGACGAGAGGCACUGCGUGAACUCCAUCUCACUCAACUUCGUGGAAGAGAAUAACUGA